CUAAGCAAGCAAAACGAUGUCUGAAACCAUCCCCACAACCUCAGAUUCAUCAUCCCUUGACUCCAUCUCCAAAGUUCAAUCUACCAUUCAAGCCCUCUCUCACAUUGUCACCGUCGUUCCUCCCUCCCUCUCUUCCUCCCCAAACCCCUCGCUUGCUCUCCUCCAUGACCCUCAAAUCACGUCACAGAUCUCAUCACUCCUACGCCAACCCAACUCCGGCGCUGGAGACAACAAUCUCUGCCGAUGGCUUUAUGACACAUUCCAGUCAUCCGACCCCAACCUCCAACUGGUGGUUCUUCGGUUCAUCCCAAUCAUUGCAGGUGUUUACCUCUCUCGAGUCCUAAGGAAGCAUCUUGCCGGGUUUGAAGCGGUCCUGUUGGCUCUCUAUGCUCAUGAGACCACCUCACGUGCUGGGCAGGCGAUAACUGUCAACGUCCCGGAUCUGUCACAUUCGAGUAUCUACCAUGAGACGAAAGCACCAUUGAAAAAGGACGACACCGAGCAGAAUUUGGCUGUGGUAUCGCCAAGUUUGGAGCCUCAUGGGACUGUGAGAUCAAGCCGAAGGGCACGCAUAGUUGGUGUUGCAUUAGAAUUGUACUACAGUAAGAUAUCGCAAAUGCCAGUGGGGUCUAAGGUAGAUUUCUGCGAGUUUUGUGUGGUAUGGGCUGGUCAGAAUGGGGAUAUGUACAAGGAAGGUGGGGUUCAGGAGAAGGGUAUUUCUGGAACGACUGAAUCUGAAAAGGAAAGAGAAGUGAAUGAGGGGAGGAUUCCUCUGCCAUGGGAGCUUCUGCAACCAGUGUUGAGAAUUUUGGGUCAUUGCCUAAUGGGACCAACAAAGAACAAGGAAUUGAGUGAAGCUGCAUCUGCUGCAUGUAGGAGUCUGUAUGCAAGGUCUUUGCAUGAUAUCGAUCCAAAAGCCAUUUUAGCAACUGAGAGUCUUCUCAGGCUUGGGAAGUUGGAAUUGCAAUCCAAUAAUGAUUUUGAUCCUACAGAUAUACCAAAGUCUCAUCUCAUCACCCUCUGAACCCUCUCUACAUAUAUG
Molecule: messenger RNA, 1042 nt
Organism: Vitis vinifera (wine grape)
Lineage: Eukaryota; Viridiplantae; Streptophyta; Magnoliopsida; Vitales; Vitaceae
Exons: 1
Coding region: 17-1024 (335 amino acids)
Biological process (GO): phosphatidylinositol phosphate biosynthetic process; protein localization to plasma membrane
Cellular component (GO): plasma membrane
Source: RefSeq, a predicted model, not a curated record